This is a messenger RNA of Cryptomeria japonica (Japanese cedar), 741 nucleotides long. Its product is annotated as cytokinin dehydrogenase 3-like. The record is from RefSeq and is a predicted model, not a curated record. Bases 1 to 741 code for a protein of 246 amino acids. Lineage: Eukaryota; Viridiplantae; Streptophyta; Pinopsida; Cupressales; Cupressaceae. Gene Ontology annotation, molecular function: FAD binding; oxidoreductase activity. The transcript has 2 exons.
AUGGGGUGUGUUAGGGGUGCAAUGGCCUUGUGGUGGCUUAUUAUGAUUAUCUUUAUUGUGAGGACAAGGGGAGACAUAUAUAGAGAUUGUUUAUCCUCUCCUAUAGUUGAUAAGAAUGCAUGCAAAAUGAUUGCAGAGUCCAAGUUGGAGGGCUCAAUCCUAUUCACAUCUGGGCCUGCUAUAACAGAAGCUUCUAGUGAUUUUGGAGGGAUGGUCAAGAGUAAACCUGCUGCUGUCCUCUCACCUGCCAGUAAGCUGAUCAAAAUAGCAAAUGCAUCUCCCAAUCUAACUAUAGCUGCUAGAGGGAAUGGCCAUUCUCUGUCUGGACAAUCUCUGGCUUUGAAUGGAGUUGUGUUGAAUAUGAGUUCCCUAAGAGGAAUUAAGAUUGUCAAGAAAGGUGAUGGUCAAUCUUAUGCAGAUGUUAAGUGGGGUGAAUUGUGGGUGAAUGUUCUUAGAGCUGCACAGGCUUCAGGACUUUCUCCAAAGUCAUGGACUGAUUAUAUUGAUCUUUCUAUUGGUGGGACUUUAUCUAAUGCUGGAGUGAGUGGACAGACAUAUCGUUAUGGACCUGAAAUUAGCAAUGUAUUGCAGUUGGAAGUUGUCAUAGGCAAUGCAAAUGCUACUAAAUGCAGUCCAGAGAAUCAGCCUGAUCUUUUCUAUGGAGCCCUUGGAGGAUUAGGUCAAUUUGGAAUCAUCACUGGGGCACAAAUCAUCCUUCAAAGGACUUAUGAGAGGGUAUGA